Molecule: messenger RNA, 1257 nt
Organism: Melitaea cinxia (Glanville fritillary)
Lineage: Eukaryota; Metazoa; Arthropoda; Insecta; Lepidoptera; Nymphalidae
Exons: 6
Coding region: 112-690 (192 amino acids)
Biological process (GO): regulation of Toll signaling pathway; innate immune response; central nervous system formation
Cellular component (GO): extracellular region
Molecular function (GO): growth factor activity; Toll binding
Source: RefSeq, a predicted model, not a curated record
AGUUUGUUUUAUAAGCCCGCGCCGGCCACACGCUUGGCCACAACGAGUUUAAGAGUGGACGAGUUUACAAUAUUUAUUCGUACAUACUUGAUAAAUACAACAACUCUUACGAUGUUCAUGCUGGCUUUCGUUUUCGUUAUCAGUGCCCAUACCUUACAUACCUCUUAUGCUGCGGUCACGAAAAACGCUGUUGAAAAUGACGAUGUUCCUGAUCCGUGCAAGGACCUAACAUACUGCACUAUUAAACCUAAGGACUAUCCAGAUGAAAAAUUCAAAAACAUUUUUAAAAAUUAUAAAGUUCUGCCUCAACCAGCAAUGUUAGUUGAAAUCAACAACCGGUUAGGUGAAGACGACUCUGACUGUGAAAGUGAAGUGACCUAUGAGCCCCUUUACAGGGUCAGGCCGAAGAGAGACGAACCGUGGCGUUUAGUAAUCCAAGUUCCUGAGAAGAACUACAGUCAACGCAUACGUAUCGAGAGAUGCACGAACCCAGGAGCGUCUUGUUUCAAGGACCUCAAGCCUUAUGAAGAAUACAAGACCUAUUGCAAACAGAAGACUAACGUGUGGGAAUUGUUAGUCGCUAAGGGAGAUAACGAAACUGAGACGAUUAAGGCUGAGUUGCCAGUGUGCUGCUCUUGUCAUUACAAGCCAGUUGACUUUAUGAGUAGAUUUGGUAUAUCUAAGAAAUAAAUGAUUUAUCGAUUAUAACCUUUAAGGACUGCGGAGAAGCUAGUUUUACCAAAAUAUUACUUAUUUUUAUAAGUAAAUUAUAAAAGGAAAUUUAUUUACCAAAAUUGCUUGAGUAUUAUUUAUUUUGUUGGAAUUUUCCUUACUUUAGAAUACUCACAAAUGAAUAAGUAAGAGUAGCGAAAGUGAACUUAGUUUUUAGUAAUUUAAUUUAAUUGUUUUCUAUCCGCUUACUAAUAUAGUCAUGUACGUACACUGUGUUGAUUCCUUGUUCUAUUUUACUAAACUCUAGAUCUAGAAAUAAUUAUUUUUGAGUGACCAAAUUUGUUGAAUGAAAAAUUUUAUAUUAUAGUAUAUAAUAUAUACAUAUAAAAUAGUAUGUACUCAUACUUGAGAACAAUCAAUUAAAAAAAAACAAUUGUUUGGAUAGUGUUUAUAAGCAAUGUAUUCUGUCAAGGUCAUUGUGUCAUCCCUGUAUUACACAAUAGAGAUAAACUUAGUAAACUGAUGUUUAAGUUUAUCAACAAAGUCACAAAUUAUUAGCGACUAAAAUAUACUGAUUCACGAUUA